Molecule: messenger RNA, 668 nt
Organism: Hypomesus transpacificus
Lineage: Eukaryota; Metazoa; Chordata; Actinopteri; Osmeriformes; Osmeridae
Gene: meig1
Product: meiosis/spermiogenesis associated 1
Exons: 3
Coding region: 45-389 (114 amino acids)
Cellular component (GO): nucleus
Source: RefSeq, a predicted model, not a curated record
CAGUGAGCAGUGAGACAUUGAGCACCUUUGGGGUAAAAUUAAAAAUGUUCCUGGGUUGCCAGGCAACAAGCGACCGAGCUCUUCAACAACAACAAUUGUUAGCUUGGAGAAGCCGUGUCCGAUACAGCUAUGGCAAUUCUACACCAAAGUCCAUUAGCAGGGCCAAACAAUGGACAGACGAGGUGGAAAACUUGUACAGAUUUCAGCAAGCUGGAUACAGAGAUGAACUGGAAUACAAACAAGUAAAGCAAGUUGAUCUGAUUGACAGGUGGCCUGAGACUGGCUUUGUGAAAAAGUUACAGCGCCGGGACAACACGUUUUAUUAUUACAACAGAAAAAGGGAAUGUGAAGACAGAGAAGUCCAUAAAGUGAAGGUCUAUGCAUAUUAGGUCAGAAGUGUCCAAUAUAUAUUUUUUCUUUUCUUUUUUUUCUUUUUCUUCAAAUUGUGAAUAAGACUGGCCAGUUGCUCAAGUAGUUGCAACUGUAUAGCUCAGUUCACUGAAUAAAUUAUGUUGAGCUGAAGAUGUCUAAGUGUGUGAAGUAUACAAGUAAUCAAGUGUGUUAAUUCAGUCGUGAUUUUCAAAAAAGUGUGCUACCAUGUGAUCACAGAUCACAUAUACAAUGUUUUGCUGGGAAUCAAAAUAAAGUAGCCUACUGAAAUGUGGGGA